UGCUCUCCUCGUGUUGCAUGAUUUUCUUCUGCUAUUCCAGUCUGCUACCGCACUCCAGGAGGAUAUUUGAUAUCUGUAAAUUGCCCAUAGUAUAUGGUGAUGUGUAUUCUGUGUGUGUGUGUGCCUGGUAAUGCACCGAGGGCCAUCCCAAGUGCUCCCAUGCCUUAUGCCCUGAGCUGCCGGCGAUAGGCUCCAAGCCCCUAGUGACCCUGCACUGGAUAAGCGGCUGGGAUACAGGUGGAUGGAUUAUCUGUAGAGCAACCCGCAAGUUUAAGAAGGUAAACAUGUUUUCCUUUUUCAGGUUAAACAAGACUGAAACCAACAACCUUGAGAAAACAUGGGCGACACAUUAAACCAAAAUGCAACUGCAAACUCUUUCGUGCGUCCUCAGUAUUUUUUCAUCACUGGUUUUUCUAACAUACCUCAUGCUCAGUACUACUUCAUAUUCUUGUGUUUGAUUUAUGUGGUCACUGUCUUGGGGAACUCCUUUGUCACACUCAUUAUUUAUGUAGACCGUUCUCUUCACACCCCAAAAUAUAUGGCUAUUUUUACAUUAGCUGUAGCUGACUUGGGAGAGAGUACUGCUGUUUUUCCUAAUGUGAUUAAUGUCUGCCUGUUAAAUAUACAUCAAAUAACGUAUGAAGCCUGCAUGUCUAACAUGAUUUUUAUAUAUUUUUUUAGUUCAGUGCAAUCUGUCAUGCUUACUGUUCUAGCAUAUGACCGGUUUGUAGCAAUUUGCUUCCCACUGAGAUACCACAGCAUUGUCACAAACACAACAAUGGGCAUUAUUCUCACUGUGGGAUGCAUAUUUAAUGUUGUGUUUGUAAUGAGUGCAGUGCUAUUGGUUACUAGGCUGUCUUUCUGUAAAUCCAUAGUGAUUGACAGCUAUUUCUGUGACCAUGGGCCUCUAUACAGACUGGCCUGCAAUGACAAUAUGCCAAACUAUAUAAUGGUAAUGUUAUUCACAGUGUUACAUUUUUUUCUACCAUUGUCUCUGAUUUGUUUAUCUUAUGUAUGUAUUUUGUUGGCGCUGUUUAAAAUUGCAUCAUGGGAAGGACGUCUAAAAGCCUUAAAGACCUGUUUUUCCCACCUAAUUUUAGUAUCAGCAUUUUAUUUUCCAAUAUUGGGCAUUUACAUAGGUGCAAUGGCCGGUUCUGUCCAACGAAAUGCAAGGAUCAUUAAUAUAUCGCUUUCAUAUGCCAUUCCUGCCAUGCUGAACCCCAUUGUGUAUUCUCUGAACACUGCUGAGAUAAAGGACUUUGUAAAAAGAAGUUUCAGAAGAAAAAAAUACAAAAACACAGUAACUGGAACAAAUAAUUAGUCAACUGACUGGUUUUAGAUAUUAAUAAAUCUAUAUAUCAUUAAUAACUGUGUUGGCUUACUUUUUUUCUAGAUUUUUGUCAUACAUUAUUAACAAUUUCUGUAAAGGUGGAUUUUAGAAAGAGAUUUCAAAAUGUAUGUAAAUUUGUUAAAUGAAUGUUAUAACAAAUGUCAUAGCUUUUAACUAUUCUUUAAAUUGUGACACACGUUUUUUGGUAGGUCUAAAAAUUAACACAGAUUAGCUUGUAGAAAAA
This is a messenger RNA of Brienomyrus brachyistius, 1574 nucleotides long. RefSeq names its product olfactory receptor 1-like. The transcript has 2 exons. NCBI's taxonomy places the organism in Eukaryota, Metazoa, Chordata, Actinopteri, Osteoglossiformes, Mormyridae. The coding region runs from base 338 to 1321 and encodes 327 amino acids. Gene Ontology annotation, molecular function: olfactory receptor activity; G protein-coupled receptor activity. Gene Ontology annotation, cellular component: membrane. The record is from RefSeq and is a predicted model, not a curated record. Gene Ontology annotation, biological process: G protein-coupled receptor signaling pathway.